AUGAACGAAGAAUACAAUUUUGACAGUGAGACAGUACCUAUGAUGAUACAAUCAUAUAUGGACUGGGAAGAAACUACAGCAGUAAAUGCAGCACAAAAAGAAGCUAAGAGGAAGACCAAACUUCACUCCAAGGAGUCCUCCCUUGAUGUAGUGAAGAAGGAAAGGGGAUCAUACAUUACCAAGAACGAAGCAAAGGUAGUCAAUUUGAUCAAUUUGAUCAAUUUGUUGCAAGAGUUUGAGAAUAUGUCUAUCAGUGAAGCAGGUAGAAAGGUAGGGCUCUCCAAGUCAACAGCUAUUCGUAAAGUCAAGCAAUGGAAUCAAAUGACAAGCGAAAUAGCUGAAAAAGGGUUCCCUGAUUCUAUCGCAAUCAAAGAAGGAAAGGGACAACCACAAUACUUAAAGACGAACAUACUGUAUUUAUCUUUGAGCUGCUGGCUAAUGAGCCAACAUUGA
This is a messenger RNA of Mucor velutinosus, 453 nucleotides long. It is a transcript of the gene FAP1, whose product is annotated as FKBP12-associated protein. Bases 1 to 453 code for a protein of 150 amino acids. The transcript has a single exon. The record is from RefSeq and is a predicted model, not a curated record. NCBI's taxonomy places the organism in Eukaryota, Fungi, Mucoromycota, Mucoromycetes, Mucorales, Mucoraceae.